Molecule: messenger RNA, 1017 nt
Organism: Penicillium maclennaniae
Lineage: Eukaryota; Fungi; Ascomycota; Eurotiomycetes; Eurotiales; Aspergillaceae
Product: amidohydrolase family protein
Exons: 2
Coding region: 1-1017 (338 amino acids)
Biological process (GO): secondary metabolic process
Cellular component (GO): cytoplasm; cytosol
Molecular function (GO): carboxy-lyase activity; hydrolase activity
Source: RefSeq, a predicted model, not a curated record
AUGCUUGGAAAGAUCGCCCUCGAAGAAGCGUUUGCGCUACCUCGAUUCAAGGAGAAGACUCGUUGGUGGGCAGGCUUGUUCGCGACGGAUGUGGAUAAGCAUGUCGCUGAGAUCAACGACGUCGAUUCCAUCCGGUUAAACUUCGCCGAGAAGCACGGCGUCGGCCUUCAAAUUCUUUCAUACACAGCGCCGGGCGUGCAAGAUAUCUGGGAUCCCAAGGAUGCCCAAGCUCUGGCUGUUGAGAUCAACGAUUAUAUCGCGGAGAAAGUGAAAGCGCAUCCUGAUCAGUUCGCUGCAUUUGCUACGCUAUCAAUGCACGACCCCAACGAAGCAGCUCAAGAACUUCGCCGCUGCGUAACUCAGCACGGUUUCCUGGGCGCCCUAGUAAACGACACGCAACGCGCUGGUCCCGACGGCGACGAGAUGAUCUUCUACGACAACCCCUCCUGGGACAUCUUCUGGUCCACCUGCACCGAACUCGACGUACCCCUAUACCUGCACCCGCGCAAUCCAACAGGAACAAUCUACGAGAAGCUCUGGGCAGACCGGAAAUGGCUCGUCGGUCCGCCGCUCUCCUUCGCGCAGGGCGUCUCCCUCCACGUCCUGGGAAUGGUAACGAAUGGGAUCUUCGACCGACACCCGAAACUCCAAGUAAUUCUAGGCCAUCUGGGCGAACAUAUCCCUUUUGAUAUGUGGAGAAUCAAUCACUGGUUCGAAGAUCGGAAGAAGUUGCUCGGAUUGCAGGAGACAUGUAAGAAGACGAUUCGGGAAUAUUUUGCGGAGAAUCUUUGGAUCACUACUAGUGGGCACUUCUCGACUACGACAUUGAAUUUUUGUUUGGCUGAGGUUGGGGCGGAUCGGAUUUUGUUCUCGAUUGAUUAUCCGUUUGAGACUUUUGAGGAUGGGUGUGUUUGGUUUGAUGGGUUGGCUUUGAAUGAGGUGGACAAGGUUAAGAUUGGGAGGGGAAAUGCGCAGAAGUUGUUUAAGUUGGGGGCUUAUAAGGAUUGGAAUGCUUGA